ACCCCCGCCAAAACCCUUCGUCGUUAUCACUGCCGCUGCAAAAUCAAUCCGAAACCCUAAAUUUGUUUUGCCAAAAUGAAAAUCACAAAACGGUUCAAUCGAGUCGUUGAACCCUUGAAUGAUCCGAAACCUCUAAUCACUAAGAUCAAACCAAAUUUGAAGCAGAAAUCAAAAACAAAACCUAGAACAAUCAAGCAAAAAUCCCAGUCCCAGUCCCAUCUUCGUUCAUUAGAAUCAAAACCCACAUUGUUGCUGGAGAAACCCCUAAUAUUGGGUUCUGAAUUUUACCAAAUUGACGCCCUCGAUCUUGCACCUCGAUUGCUUGGCAAGUACCUUAAGAGAGAUGAUGUCGUUCUGCAGAUCACAGAGGUAGAAGCUUAUAGAUCUAAUGAUUCAGCUUGUCAUGGUCGAGUUGGCGUUACUGCAAGAACUGCUCCCCUUUUUGGAGCAGGAGGACAUGCUUAUGUUUAUCUUUGCUACGGUCUGCAUACCAUGCUCAAUGUUGUGGCUGACAAAGAAGGAAUUGGAUCGGCUGUCUUGAUUCGUUCUUGUGCUCCUGUCACCGGGUUGGAAACCAUAAAAGCGCGCCGGGGUUUGGAUACGGAGAAGCCGGUUCUUCUUACUGGGCCUGGCAAGGUGGGUCAAGCCCUAGGGAUUUCAACAGAUUGGUCUGGUCAUGCUCUCUUCACUCCUGGUGGUCUGGAAGUGUUGGAUGGUCCGGAAGUGCAGGAAAUCGUAGUAGGGAGACGGGUUGGGAUAGAAUAUGCAUUGCCUGAAGAUGUUGGUGCAUUAUGGAGGUUUGCAAUUGCAGGUAGCCCUUGGAUAAGUGCUCCUAAGAACACCCUCAGCCCCACCCCCACCCCAUCUUAAUGUUGUAUUGCAGAGGGGAUGGAUCAAAGGGUCUUUCCAUACACUUUCUUGAAUUGUUACAAAAGGAUCAAAGUGCUUGGGCAACUGUGACCAGAACCGGUUACGAAAGGUCCGGGCCCGGUAAUUAUGUUACAAUUUUUGAAGCUGGAUCGGUUAAGGAACUGGUUCACCAUGGCUUGGUUAUUGUUCUUUUUUUAAUGUUAUUCACCAAAUAGUCAUAUGACCCUUUUUGUUCUUUUAACCAUUUUGCUCCAAGUAUAAAUAUAGAUG
Molecule: messenger RNA, 1140 nt
Organism: Cynara cardunculus var. scolymus (artichoke)
Lineage: Eukaryota; Viridiplantae; Streptophyta; Magnoliopsida; Asterales; Asteraceae
Product: DNA-3-methyladenine glycosylase
Exons: 6
Coding region: 76-870 (264 amino acids)
Biological process (GO): base-excision repair
Molecular function (GO): DNA binding; alkylbase DNA N-glycosylase activity
Source: RefSeq, a predicted model, not a curated record